CCGAGUAGGUUCGUUAGGAACGAUAGAAAUCACGUUUAAAAUAGGUAGAUCUUACGAAUCUGUAAGGUGGAAUAGAUCUAGUAUUUACUGUAAAUGUAACCUGCUGAUAUUAUAGUGUCACAAAUCCCUACAUUUGCUUACAAAGAUGCUGUCUACUAUUGUAAAAGAACAUCAAAGCAAACAAGUAGCAAGGAAAGAAAGACAAGAACAAAAGCGAAAAGAGGCUGUACAAGCUGCAAGUAACUUAACACAAGCUUUGGUUGAUCAUUUAAACGUGGGAGUGGCACAAGCAUAUUUGAAUCAAAAGAAGCUAGAUGCAGAAGCAAAACAAUUGCAGCACAGUGCAACAAAUUUUGCAAAACAGACACAAUCUUGGCUGAAUUUGGUGGAAGCUUUUUCCAGUGCUUUGAAAGAAAUUGGCGAUGCUGAGAAUUGGGCACGCAGCAUUGAAGGAGAUAUGAGGACUAUAGCAACUGCCUUGGAAUAUUCGUACAAAGCAACCCAAGAGACUCAAGGGGCCAGUACUACUACCUAAAUGUUCAAGAAC
This is a messenger RNA of Habropoda laboriosa, 547 nucleotides long. RefSeq names its product biogenesis of lysosome-related organelles complex 1 subunit 1 (gene Blos1). NCBI's taxonomy places the organism in Eukaryota, Metazoa, Arthropoda, Insecta, Hymenoptera, Apidae. Gene Ontology annotation, biological process: endosomal transport. Gene Ontology annotation, cellular component: BLOC-1 complex. The transcript has 4 exons. The coding region runs from base 146 to 535 and encodes 129 amino acids. The record is from RefSeq and is a predicted model, not a curated record.